Pichia membranifaciens NRRL Y-2026 is the source of this 585-nucleotide messenger RNA. RefSeq lists its product as hypothetical. The record is from RefSeq and is a predicted model, not a curated record. Gene Ontology annotation, molecular function: nucleoside triphosphate diphosphatase activity. Lineage: Eukaryota; Fungi; Ascomycota; Pichiomycetes; Pichiales; Pichiaceae. The coding region runs from base 1 to 585 and encodes 194 amino acids. Gene Ontology annotation, biological process: nucleoside triphosphate catabolic process. The transcript has a single exon. Gene Ontology annotation, cellular component: cytoplasm.
AUGUCGGACACCAUCACCUUUGUGACAGGCAACGCCAACAAGUUGAGAGAGGUAACGGCCAUUCUCUGCAACGGCCAGACGGAGGGAGCCACGGUCGGCAAGUACAGCAUAACGAACCAGAAGAUCGACCUCGAUGAGAUACAGGGGUCAAUAGAGGAGAUCACGAUACACAAGGCGAAGCAGGCUGCGGCGACAGUCGGCGGCACUGUGCUGGUGGAGGACACGUGUCUGGGCUUCAACGCGUACAACAACCUCCCGGGCCCGUAUAUCAAGUGGUUUGUGAACAGCAUCGGGCUCGGCGGGCUGGUGAAGAUGCUUGACGGGUUCGAGGACAAGUCAGCGAACGCCAUCACGACGUUCGGGUUUUGCGACGGCCCGGGAAAGGAGGUGCAGCUUCUCCAGGGCGUCACGACGGGCACGAUUGUGGACUCGAGGGGUCCGACCGACUUUGGCUGGGACUCCAUCUUCAUGCCGGACGGCUUCGACACCACGUACGCGGAGAUGAAAGGCGAGGCCAAGAACAAGAUCAGCCAGCGGUCGAAGGCGCUAGCCAAGGUGAAGGCGUACCUCACGGGCGAGACUUGA